Molecule: messenger RNA, 655 nt
Organism: Aspergillus candidus
Lineage: Eukaryota; Fungi; Ascomycota; Eurotiomycetes; Eurotiales; Aspergillaceae
Product: ubiquinol-cytochrome c reductase complex assembly factor 2
Exons: 2
Coding region: 18-401 (127 amino acids)
Biological process (GO): mitochondrial respiratory chain complex III assembly
Cellular component (GO): mitochondrion; Cbp3p-Cbp6 complex
Molecular function (GO): ribosome binding
Source: RefSeq, a predicted model, not a curated record
UCCUCACCCACUUCAACAUGUCUAAACCAACAAACCGAAUCACCCACCUCCUCACCCACUGGCCAACCGACCACGUCCGUCCGGCCUCCGUCUCCGUCCAAUCCUUCCUCCAGUCCCGCCUCCCCCAAUCACAACAACCUCAAUCCGCCACCUCCCCCCCAUCGCAAACCACAACAUCCACGACAACUCCCCCCCCAAUCUCCGAAUCCUCCCUCAACGCCCUGUCCUCCCUCCUCGAAGACCGCUACGUCCGUCGCUACCCCGUCCCCCCGCGCGUGCGCCGCCCCGCCAGUAACCCAGACCACUACGAUGACCUCGUGCGCGAGUUCGACGAGGCGCCUAAUCGCGACUGGUGGGGGCGGUUGGGGAAGAAGGUGAAGGGGCUGUUUCGGUUUACUUAGGGGGUGUGCUCUUUCUUCAGUUUUACUGCUGAGAGGAAGAGGGGGAGGAGGAGAGAUCGGGAGGUGUAUACUAUGUUAUGUUAGGGAUUGGGUUGGGGCUUGGUUGGGUGUAUUACUAUUGUUGUAAUUGUGAUUUAUUGGGGGGGAGAAAAGAGUAAUUUUUGAUGUUAGGAGAGUUAUAGUACUGUGUGUACGAUACGACACCCUGAAUUGGAAUUGAUAAAUUAAUGAAAAAAGAUAUAUCUUGUUCACAA